Messenger RNA from Condylostylus longicornis, 2424 nucleotides. Its product is annotated as trehalase-like. Gene Ontology annotation, molecular function: alpha,alpha-trehalase activity. Gene Ontology annotation, biological process: trehalose catabolic process. The record is from RefSeq and is a predicted model, not a curated record. The transcript has 5 exons. Lineage: Eukaryota; Metazoa; Arthropoda; Insecta; Diptera; Dolichopodidae. The coding region runs from base 428 to 2302 and encodes 624 amino acids.
AUAACUUUUAUAUAGAAUUAAAGCUGAUAAUAAUUUCAUUUGAUAUUGUUGACGAAUAAAACAAAUGCGGAAACUUUUUUUUUGAUUCAGUUGCAAUUCAGCACUGCAUAAGUUUAAUUAGAAGCGGCGGUGGUUGACUUUAUUGUGUGAUUCCUUAAUAAAAAAACAAAAAAAUCAAAUAAACUUUGGAUAAAUUUAAAAAUCUUAUCAACAUUUUUUUUUUUCUUCUUUUCUUCUUCUUAUUGUUAUAACAGUUGAUAAUAUUAUAAUAGUGUUAUAAAUUAUAUAUAAAGCGAGUUCAUAAUAAUUCUGUUUAGUAUUUUUAUAAAAAAAAAGAGUUGAUGUUUUUUUUUUCUUACGAAUUAAAAAUAUUAAAAUUUAGUUUAUAUGAGAACUAAAUUAGAAAUAAUAAAAAAAUUUAUAAAAAAUGAAAAAUUUACAAAUUGGUAUAAUUAUUUUAAUAAGUUUUUAUUUCGGAAAAACUUAUAAUUAUGCAAUUGAAAAAAAUUUUAAUAAUACCGAGAUUGAUAAUUCCAGUGAUCAAAUUAAAAAUAAUGAAGAUAAUUUAAAAUAUUUAAAUAGUGUUUUAAAUGUUAAUUCAACAAUUUCGGAUAAUCGUUAUUCAUGUGAUAGUGAAAUUUUUUGUCAUGGGAAGCUUUUACAUACCGUAUCACUAGCAAAAAUUUUCAAGGAUUCAAAAACUUUUGUUGAUAUGAGUCUUAAGUUUCCGCCUGAAAAAGUUCUAGCAAAUUUUGAUAGUUUUAUGGAAAAUCGUUCAAAUCCAAAUACAGAGGAAGUUAGAGAAUUCGUUAAUCAAAAUUUCAACGAAAAAGGUUUUGAGUUAGAAGUGUGGAUACCAACUGAUUGGAAGGAAAAUCCAAAAUUUUUAGAAUCAGUUAAGAAUGAUGCUUUAAGACAAUGGGGAAAAGAAUUGAAUGAUAUUUGGAAAAUUCUGGGUCGUAAAAUGAAACCCGAAGUUGAAAAUAAUCCAUAUUUGUAUUCUAUAAUACCAGUUAAAAAUCCAGUAAUUGUGCCUGGCGGUAGAUUUUUAGAAUUUUACUAUUGGGAUUCAUAUUGGGUUAUUAAAGGUUUAUUAAUAUGUGAAAUGUAUACAACCGUCGAAGGUAUUUUAGAUAAUUUUCUUUCAAUAAUUUAUCGUUUUGGUUUUAUACCAAAUGGCGGACGUAUUUAUUAUUUAAAUAGAUCCCAACCACCAUUAUUAGCACCAAUGAUUAAAUCAUAUGUUGAUAUAACAAAUAAUACUGAUUUCGCUAUAAGAAAUGUUAAUUUAUUAGAAAAGGAAUUUAAUUAUUUUUGGGAUAAUUAUUGUCAUGAUAUUAAUGGUCAUAAAUUAUGUUCUUAUUUUGCAAAAUCAUUAGGACCACGUCCUGAAUCAUAUAGAGAAGAUUAUGAAUUAGCAAAAAAUUUACAAAGUGAAGAAGAAAAAAAUGAAUUAUAUGCAAAUAUUAAAGCAGCUGCUGAAUCUGGUAUGGAUUUUAGUGGACGUUGGUUUAUAACAGAGAAUGGAACAAAUGAUGGAAAUUUAACGAAUACAAAAGCACGUUAUAUAAUUGCUGUAGAUUUAAAUGCAUAUUUAUAUCAAAAUGCAAAAAUUAUUUCAAAUUUUUAUGCAUUAGCUAAAAAUUCUUUGAAAUCAGAAGAAUUUGCUAAAAUAGCUGAUGAAAUUGCAAAAUCAAUUGAUGCAAUUUUAUGGAAUGAUACAAUUGGAUCAUGGUUAGAUUAUGAUUUAAUUAAUAAAAAACAAAGAAAUUAUUUUGUUCCAACAAAUUUAUCACCACUUUGGGUUAAAUCAUUUAAUGUAUCGGAUAAAGAAAAUAUUUCUAAAAAAAUUUUAAAAUAUUUAAAUGAAACUGGUGUUGAUAAAUAUCCUGGUGGUGUACCAAAUACGAUAAGAAAUACAGGAGAACAAUGGGAUUUACCAAAUGUUUGGCCACCAAUGCAACAUUUAUUAAUUAUUGGAUUAGAUAAUUUAAAUACAACUGAAUCAAAAGCAUUAGCUGAAAAAUGGGCAACAAGAUGGGUACAAUCAAAUUAUGCUGCUUACCUUGAUAAUAAGCAUAUGUAUGAAAAAUAUGAUGCUAAUAAAUUCGGUGGUCAUGGCGGCGGUGGUGAAUAUGAUGUUCAAGUUGGUUUUGGUUGGUCAAAUGGUGUUAUUAUUGAUUUAUUAACGAAAUAUGGUGAUAAAUUAAAACCACAUAAUAGCGGAAAUUCUUUACUAAAAGGAGGAUCAACUGGUUUAAUAGUAUUUUUAUUUGCAGUUUUAACUAGACUAUUCCAAUAAUUUUAAAUUAAAUUUAAUAUUGUUUAUUAUAUAUUUUAUGUAAUUUAUUAAAUGAAAAAAAAAAAUAUGCAAUGUGAAAAAAAUAAAAUUUAAAUAAAUAAAAUUUUUAAUUUAUUACAAUA